Trichobilharzia regenti is the source of this 911-nucleotide messenger RNA. The record is from the annotation of a GenBank genome assembly. NCBI's taxonomy places the organism in Eukaryota, Metazoa, Platyhelminthes, Trematoda, Strigeidida, Schistosomatidae.
AAAUAUGAAUUCAUCACCUAGGACAGUCACUAUGGCAACAGUUCCGAAAAAACCACUGUUCAUAAAACUUCAGUUCCUCGGUGACAACAUCAGCGAAAUAAUAACAUAACGACUGAAGAAUGCAGUUAAAAGAGCUUAUUAUGCAGCAGAGGUACGCUGUCUCUUCACAACCACACCUAUCCUACGUUCGAGUAAUAAGGAUAAACUACCUAAAUUCGCCUCUUCUAUGUGUAUCUACCAGUUUGACUGCAGCUGCGGAGCCAGCUACAUCGGGCGAACAAUUAGGCAGGUUCAUCAUCGUAUUUCCGAACAUCAUCCGGCAUGGUUAAGCAAGGGACAAACAAGAUCUAUUCGUAGCUCUAUUUUAGCCCACCUUGUAGAUAGUGAGCAUAAGGUUGACGUUAAUACUGCAUUUAAAAUUAUUUAUCGCAUUCCUACUAAUCUUAAUUUUGCUUUACGAGUUCGUCUUCUACAUACAGCUGAAGCAAUAGGAAUCCACCUGAAGAAGCCAAACUUGUGUGUCCAGAAGAAAUUUGUACAGCCACUUUCCUUACCUUGGCCAUCGUUACAUGACUGUAUAAACCGGACUACUUCAUCCCCCUCCCCCUAAAAAAAAUUAAAAAAACAACUAUAAUUGUCCAAAUUAUUUUAUUUUUCUGACUACUUCAUCUUUAAUUACGUGUUAUCCUUGUAAAAAUUAUUUUAUUCUUAUGACCACUUCAACUUUAGUUACAAAUUGUCGUUGUCCAAGUUGUUUUAUUUUCUUUAACAAUCUGUUACGUAAUCAACCUGUGCAGACGCUUAUUCCUUAAUUGGUCUUCAUUUUUCCAAAAUUAUGCAUUAUGCAAUCCACGUGUUGUAACCAUUUCCACCUUUUAAUUAUAUAUAUUAGAGUAGAGCCAGAGAUAAGG